This is a messenger RNA of Eptesicus fuscus (big brown bat), 1422 nucleotides long. It is a transcript of the gene BUD23, whose product is annotated as BUD23 rRNA methyltransferase and ribosome maturation factor. The transcript is spliced from 12 exons. Gene Ontology annotation, cellular component: nucleolus. The coding region runs from base 102 to 992 and encodes 296 amino acids. The record is from RefSeq and is a predicted model, not a curated record. NCBI's taxonomy places the organism in Eukaryota, Metazoa, Chordata, Mammalia, Chiroptera, Vespertilionidae. Gene Ontology annotation, biological process: rRNA (guanine-N7)-methylation. Gene Ontology annotation, molecular function: rRNA (guanine) methyltransferase activity.
AGAGGAGCGGAGCAUGCGUAUUACGAGGCAGGCGCGGCGCUGAUGCUCUAAAAGCCGGACUCGGGAGCCCCCGGCAGCGGUGGUGUGGUUGAGGCGUGGGGAUGGCGUGUCGCGGGCGCCGGCCGGAGCACGGUGGCCCCCCAGAGCUGUUUUACGACAAGAAUGAAGCCCAGAAAUACAUGCGCAACUCUAGAAUGAUUGAUGUGCAGACCAAGAUGACUGGGCGAGCAUUGGAGCUCCUUGAUCUGCCUGAUGAGAAGCCCUGUUUCCUGUUGGAUAUUGGCUGUGGUACUGGGCUGAGUGGAGAUUAUCUCUCUGAUGAGGGGCACUAUUGGGUGGGCAUCGACAUCAGCCUUGCCAUGCUGGAUGCAGCUUUGGACCGAGAAGCACAAGGAGACCUACUUCUGGGGGACAUGGGCCAGGGCAUUCCCUUCAAACCGGGCUCCUUUGAUGGUUGUAUCAGCAUUUCUGCUGUGCAGUGGCUCUGUAAUGCUAACAAGAAGUCAGACAUUCCUGCCAAGCGCCUGUACUGCUUUUUUUCUUCUCUUUAUUCUGUGCUGGUCCGUGGAGCCCGAGCUGUUCUGCAGCUAUACCCUGAGAACUCGGAGCAGUUGGAGCUAAUUACGACCCAGGCCAUCAGGGCUGGUUUCACUGGUGGUGUGGUGGUGGACUACCCCAACAGUGCCAAAGCAAAGAAGUUCUACCUGUGUUUGUUUUCUGGGCCAUCAACCUUUCUGCCAAAGGGCCUACAUGAAAUUAAGGAAGAAGAGGAGGCAAAGGAAUCCACAUUCACUAACAAGAGUCAGGCUGUUCCAUCCAUCAGUUCACAGCUGUGUCUCCGGCACAGGGUCCCGUACAGGACUGCACGGAGAGGGGUGGUGAGGAAGACCCGGGAGUGGGUGCUGGAGAAGAAAGAACGCCGUAGACGCCAGGGCAAGGAAGUCAGACCUGAUACUCAGUACACCGGCCGCAAGCGCAAGCCCUACUUCUAAGCAGUUCGCUGCAUUGAAUGGUGGGACAGCUCGGGGUCCACACAAUUGUGAGCUGUGCCAUCCAGCUCAGGCAUUUGCUUCUGGAAAGUUUUAUAUAUUGAAGUAUCUACUUCAUCAGCUGACAAAAUAGGGUCUAGAUAAGUUCUAAUAGCCCUGACCAAUGUGGCUCAGUGGUUAGAGCGUCGGCCUGUGCACCAAAGGGUCAUGGGUUCGCUCCCCGCCCCUGGUCGGGGUGUGUGCAGGAGGAAGCCAAUUGAUGUCUCUCUCACAUCGAUGUUUCUCCCUUCCUUCUAUUCUCUGAAGAAACAAUGGAAAAAAUAUCCUCAGGUGAGGAUUAACAACUGCAAAAAAGCUCUAAUGCUAUUUUCUUCUUUAAAGUUCUAAUGGCAUCUUAUUUUGUUGUAAAAGUAAUAAACCACUUUCUAUGGAA